Ostertagia ostertagi is the source of this 786-nucleotide messenger RNA. Lineage: Eukaryota; Metazoa; Nematoda; Chromadorea; Rhabditida; Trichostrongylidae. The record is from the annotation of a GenBank genome assembly.
AUGACGAGCUUGAAUGAAAAGAAAGAACACAUCAAAAAAUUGGAGGAGGAGCUCGUUGCGCUUCAAAUUGCUUCUUCAACGGUCGUGAAAAUGAAGCGAAUCUCGAUGAGACAUUUCGAGCAGAACGAUGGAAGGCAGUAUCAGGAAGAGAUUCGAGCUUUGCACGAACAAGUUCGAGAAGUGAAAGAAGAGCUGGAGCGAUCCAUGGAAGAAUGUGAAGAAUGGAAAGGGCGAUUCGAGACUUCGGAGAGAGAAAAGGAGGAAAAAGAUUACCGAGUGAGGGAUAACCCUGUUUCAGAAGAGCAUCACCGUUUCCGGGACGCCGCAGCAGAGGAGAAGAAAAAGCUUCUCGAGCUUACUGAGGAGCAACGUUACAAGGUAGAAGAACUCCAAGAAGAAGUGAAUGAGUACAAGGGAAAGUUGAAGGAAGCCGAAACUGUCACAGCGGCCGAGGUGGAACGAUAUGAAGCAGCCCGGGCGAGGCUGGCCGAGGAAUACGAGGAGAUGAAGGCCAGUCUACGAAAUAUUCAAGGAGUUUCUAAAACGGCUGUCGAUAAAUCACAAGAGGAGAACUUUGCCGUCAGGAUAAAACAACAAUUGGAAGAGCUCGAAAAGGACAAAACCGCCAGACUUCAAGAAAUGGCAGCCGAGCAUCGAGCACAUCAAGAACGAUUGGAGAAGCGAAUAGAAGAUAUGGAAGCCGCGAGAGUUGAGCAGAUCAAGGAGUUAGGAAAACCAGAAACGCGAGACGGAAGAGCUGUAUCAGAAACGCUUGGAAGAGGCUGA